Molecule: messenger RNA, 3249 nt
Organism: Ananas comosus (pineapple)
Lineage: Eukaryota; Viridiplantae; Streptophyta; Magnoliopsida; Poales; Bromeliaceae
Product: flowering time control protein FPA
Exons: 5
Coding region: 140-2995 (951 amino acids)
Molecular function (GO): RNA binding
Source: RefSeq, a predicted model, not a curated record
GCAUCGACAUCUCUCUCUCUCUCCCUCUCUCUCUCUCUCUCUAAAACCCUAAUCUCUGAUUCCUACAUCGUCGAUCAGAAACCCUAACCCAAGAAAAUGGGUUUUAUUGACCUACGAAUCGAUCCUAUUUUGCAUAUAGAUGGGCAGGGGGGGAGGUGGAAGAGAUCGACCUAGCGUCAGCUACGGCCCACCCCGAUUUGUAGAGAAGGAGCAACAACAACAACAACAACAACAACAUCGGAAGUCGUCGGGGUGGGGCAUCGCCCCACCCUCGCGGCAUCUAUGGGUCGGGAAUUUGAGCUCCCACGUGACCGAACGCAUGCUCUCGGAGCAGUUCCUUAGGUUUGGGGAUUUGGAAAAGAUUGGUUAUGUACCCGGCCGGAGCUACGCAUUUGUGGAUUACAGGAAGGUGGAGGAUGCGGUGAUCGCGAUGCGGGGCCUGCAGGGUUCCAACCUCGCCGGCAUGCUUAUUAGAAUCGAGUUUGCAAAGGGGGAUAAGGCUUCAGGGCCUCCAAUGGACGAUGAUUACCCACAAUAUAAUGAUGAAAUGCCUUUUAUUGAACGGGGAAGAGAUUCAAGAUUACACCAUCUUAGUCCCGAAAAACCUUUUGAUAAAUCUAGGGGGAAUAGCAAAACUGGGGAACCUAGUGAGGUACUGUGGAUAGGGUUUCCACCGAGCUUAAACAUUGAUGAAUUGGUCUUAAGGAGGGCAUUUUCUCCUUUCGGCGAAAUUGUGAAGAUAACUACAUUUCCCGGCCGCAGCUACGCGUUUAUACAAUACCGAACUAUUGUGGCAGCUUUUCGGGCAAAAGAAGCUCUUCAUGGGAAGCUUUUCAACAACCCGCGAGUGCAUAUAUGCUUCGCCAAGAGUGAGUUUGCUGCAAAUGAAAUCGGAAGGAGUUCGUUUGACGGCUCGCACCCUCCCCAUUUCGACCCUAGUUUUGAACCUGAUCAGAAUCUUGAGACUUUCCAGAGGGGUCGAAACUUAGAGGGUCCUGGGGAAUUUCGCAUUUCAUCUCCAUUAAUGGGUUAUGGCGGAGAUAAUCCUAUACGACCAGGGCCGGGACUGGGACAUGAUCUUGGUGGUAAUGCCGAACAUUUUCGGUUUCAAGAGUUAAAUUCAGGAAGAAGGAUGUCGGAAGAGCUGUAUGAAAGGCACAGAAGCAGUCCCUCUAUAGAGAGGGGCGCCACGUGGCGGCAUGAUAUUCCUCCUUUUGAGAGGCCUAGGCGACCGCCCUCGUUCGAUGAACCUUGGGGUGCAGAAAACAGCUCCUUCCCGUCAGCCAAGAAGCUGAAAUCAGAUCAGUUUCCGGAUAAAGAACUUCCCGAGUAUCCGUUCUCUGACUUUGGCCAAGAAAAAUUUGAUCAUGCCAUGCCAAAGUUCUUCCCUGGUGAAGCAGAAAACAAUGCCUUUAAUAGGAAUUUCCAUUCGGAUCCUUUGGCUCGUAAAGGUGUUCCUGAUUUUCCGAGGAAUCCGCUUCGUCGGUUUGUAGAAGGCGAUGAUUCUUGGAGAUCCUUUGAUGGUUUUGAUGCAGGUCCUAGUCCAUCAAUGCCCUUCAGUUCGGCCAAACUCGAAAGAGUAAACAAUGAGCCUCAACAACCUCCACUUAAAGAGGUGUGGAAGUGGGAGGGUACGAUAGCCAAAGGAGGCUCUCCAGUUUGUCGUGCUCGCUGCUUUCCUGUUGGAAAAGUUCUAGAUUUCACGCUGCCUGAGUUUCUGAACUGCACAGCUCGGACCGGUCUAGACAUGCUCACGAAACACUACUACCAAGCAAGCAACACUUGGGUGGUCUUCUUUGUUCCCCAAACGGAUGCCGACAUCGCAUUCUACAACGAGUUCAUGCAUUAUCUAGGAGAGAAGCAGCGCGCUGCAGUUGCUAAACUAGGGGAGAAGCUCACAUUAUUUCUUGUGCCGCCGUCUGAUUUUUCCGAACAAGUAUUGAAAGUCCCCGGAAAAGUUAGCAUCUCUGGCGUGGUUCUCCAGUUCCAGCAGCCCAGCCCUAAUUUCACUUCAAUGCAGCACUCAACCGAAGUCUCAAAAUCGAAAAUCCCAGCCCUCGGAAACCGAUCGAGCGUUGACGGCAGUAUUCGUGAAGAUUCCUCAUUUAGAAAGCUUAACUCCCCCGAUUUUAGGCCAUUCUCUCAGGGUCAGAGCUAUUUAGGGUCGUCUUCUGCAUUUCCCCCACCUCGUAAAUUCGAUGAAUAUUCUCCGUACAUGGGUUCUUUAAAUCCGCCUGAAAGGCCACCUGAUUUCCGUGAAAAGAUCGGACAGAACCAAUUUCCACAGCAAACUCAGACAGCGCCCUCGAAUCGGCUCAAUCAAAGCAAUGCAUCCAAUUCAUCACUUAAUGCCGCAGAAGCAUUCCCCUUGUCUAAUCCGGGGGUGCCACAUGGAGCCACCUCGAGCAAUCUUAAUCCGGAAACUUCUAGUAGCACUAACAUUCCAUUCUCUGCUGCUAAGAUUCCACAACAGGCGGAAGCUAAGUAUCAGCCUUCUACGUCUCUGCCACUUCCUCUGCAGCCGGAUCAGCUUGCUCAACUCGCGACUCUCCUCGCCCAACAAAAGCAAUCAGGUAAGGAGCCAAUCUCAUCUGCAGACAAAGAGAGCAGACAGUCUAAUAUGUUCCAGAACCCUUCUUCUGUCCUACCGCAAGUCGCGACAUCAGCAACUCCCAAAGUUGCAUCUGGGCUGCCUCCUAACCGACCUUUUGAUUCCUCUGCAAGUGCUUCUGGGGCUUCUGGUUUUUCAGCUACCCAGAUAAGCCAAACGCAAAGUCUACAGCAGAAUAUUUCUGCGUUACAAAUGAUGGUUAGUUCUGGCCAAGAGAGUGGCCAACAAGCGCCAAAUAGCUCGCGUGAAGAGCCGGAAGCAGAUCCCCAGAAGCGGCUUCAGGCAACUCUGCAGUUGGCUGCUGCGCUACUUCAGCAGAUCCAGCAGCAAUCUAAAACCGGCGAUCAACGUUUCACUGCUGAAUCCGAUAUGAACUCAAUCUGAGCCUUUUAUCUCUCCAACAGCAUCGUCCGAAGCGAAACCCUAUUUCCGCCUCAGGUUUGACGCGAAAUUUCUCCUUGGUAAUGUGUGUUUAAAUGUAGAGCAGUAAGAUUCUUGAUUAGUGUAGUUAAAACAGUGAGUUGGUAUUAUCUUAAGACAAAAAUGCCAUGCCUUUUAACUCCUCUCUUGUUGAUGUUUAGAAGAAACUACAUUGGAUUUUGUCAUGCAUCAAAGUUUUGUUCACGAGUUCUCGACUC